UAGAACUAAUCAGUAACAUUGGUAUUUUGCAGUGUGGCACUAUCAUUCAGAUGGCACAAGAAGGAGAGACAGCCAUCAAGUUCGGAUGGAUCAAAGGUGUUCUUGUGCGCAAUUUGCUUAACAUCUGGGGAGUCAUGCUCUUCUUACGUCUGUCCUGGGUGGUUGGUCAAGCUGGCAUUGCGGAGGGAAUUUUUCUAAUUUUAUCUACUUCAGUGGUGACAGGUAUCACAGCUCUAUCAAUGUCGGCUAUUUGCACAAAUGGACUCAUUAAAGGAGGGGGAACGUAUUUCCUGAUAUCAAGAUCACUGGGUCCUGAGUUUGGAGCUUCAAUUGGUCUCAUCUUCUCUCUGGCCAAUGCUGUUGCGUGUGCCAUGUACACAGUGGGCUUCUGCGAGUCUUUCUUAGACCUAAUGAAGAUAUUUGAGAUACAGAUAAUUGAUGGAGGCAUACAAGAUAUGCGUAUUAUUGGCUGCAUCACAAUUUUACUUCUCCUUUGUAUAGUUGUGAUUGGUAUGGAGUGGGAAGCUAAGACUCAAAUGGGGCUGCUGGUUGUGUUGCUGAUUGCAAUUGCUGAUUUCUUUCUUGGUGCUCUGAUGGGGCCACAGAACAAUGAAGCUAGAGCUAAAGGUUUUCUUGGGUUCAAUACCAAAACAGUUACAGAAAAUUUAUUUUCUGACUACAGACAAGUGAAAAAUGUACAACAUGACUUCUUUUCUGUCUUUGCUGUAUUCUUCCCUGCUGCCUCAGGAUUUUUGGCUGGCGCUAACAUUUCUGGUGACUUGCGUGACCCUCAAGGAGCUUUGCCUAAGGGUACAAUCCUAUCUAUCAUCAUCACGUCUGUGUCAUACGUGACAAUGGCCUUUGUGGCGGGAUCCUGCGUGUUGAGGGAUGCCAGUGGUGAUGUUAAUGAGUACCUCAAUGGCACUUUUACUGAUUGUUCCCAGCGAACAUGUGAUUAUGGUCUGCAAAACAAUUUUCAGGUGAUGGAACUGGUCUCAGCAUUUGGUCCUCUUAUUUAUGCUGGUUGUUUUGCAGCAACUCUUUCGUCAGCUCUUGCCAGCCUUGUCUCAGCACCAAAAGUGUUCCAAGCAUUAUGUAAAGAUAAAUUGUAUCCAUAUGUAGAAUUUUUUGGAAAAGGAUAUGGGAAAAAUGGUGAACCCAUUCGAGGAUACAUUUUGACAUUCUUUAUUGCAAUUUGUUUGAUUUUAGUAGGAGAAUUGAAUGCAAUAGCACCUUUUAUCUCAAAUUUCUUUCUUGCUGCAUAUGCACUUAUUAACUUUAGUACUUUUCAUGCUUCACUGAUCAAACCAGUUGGUUGGAGACCUAAAUUUAAGUACUACAACCAGUGGCUCAGUCUGUUGGGAGCAGCAUUGUGUUGUGCAGUCAUGUUCCUAAUCUCCUGGUGGACUGCCUUGUUCACUCUCACUGCUGUAUUAACUCUGUACCUGAUCGUGGCCUACAGAAAACCAGAUGUAAACUGGGGCUCAAGUACUCAGGCUCAAAUUUACAAUAACGCCUUGGCUUCUGUCCACCAAUUGAACCGUGUUGAGGACCACGUCAAGAACUACAGACCACAAAUCUUGGUCUUCUCAGGGCUCCCAAGUACUCGGCCUCCACUCAUUGAUUUUGCUCAGCUUAUCACUAAAAACACUUCACUUUUAACUUGUGGAAACAUAAUAAAGGUGCCAGUAACACAGAGAGUCCACAAAACUCUGACCAGUAAGGCACAUAGCUGGCUCAGAAGUCACAAGAUCAAAGGCUUCUACACUCACAUCGAUGGUUGCUCAUUCCAAGAGGGAAGUAGAGCUCUUAUGGCUGCUUGUGGACUUGGAAAACUGAAGCCUAAUAUUGUACUGCUGGGGUAUAAAUCUGACUGGAGAACUUGUGAACACAAUGAGUUGACUAUGUAUUUUAGUGUAAUGCAUAAGGCUCUUGAUCUGAACCUUGCUGUUGCUAUUCUUCGAGUUCAGGAAGGACUGGAUUACUCAAAGGUCAUUGCAGACGAACUGGACAGUUGUGAUUUAAAUGGACUUGGAGAUUCUAUAAGUCCUAUCAAGUUGGCUUUUAAAGAUUUGCAACGGGAGCAGAGUUUCUCAGAAAUAUCUCAAGCCAGCAGCUGCAGUGAGCUUUCUUCCCCUUCUGAUCCUGUCACCCCUAAGGAUAUGGGAAAAAUGGGUGAACCAUUCGAGGAUACAUUUUUGACAUUCUUUAUUGCAAUUUGUUUGAUUUUAGUAGGAGAAUUGAAUGCAAUAGCACCUUUUAUCUCAAAUUUCUUUCUUGCUGCAUAUGCACUUAUUAACUUUAGUACUUUUCAUGCUUCACUGAUCAAACCAGUUGGUUGGAGACCUAAAUUUAAGUACUACAACCAGUGGCUCAGUCUGUUGGGAGCAGCAUUGUGUUGUGCAGUCAUGUUCCUAAUCUCCUGGUGGACUGCCUUGUUCACUCUCACUGCUGUAUUAACUUUGUACCUGAUCGUGGCCUACAGAAAACCAGAUGUAAACUGGGGCUCAAGUACUCAGGCUCAAAUUUACAAUAACGCCUUGGCUUCUGUCCACCAAUUGAACCGUGUUGAGGACCACGUCAAGAACUACAGACCACAAAUCUUGGUCUUCUCAGGGCUCCCAAGUACUCGCCCUCCACUCAUUGAUUUUGCUCAGCUUAUCACUAAAAACACUUCACUAUUAACUUGUGGAAACAUAAUAAAGGUGCCAGUAACACAGAGAGUCCACAAAACUCUGACCAGUAAGGCACAUAGCUGGCUCAGAAGUCACAAGAUCAAAGGCUUCUACACUCACAUCGAUGGUUGCUCAUUCCAAGAGGGAAGUAGAGCUCUUAUGGCUGCUUGUGGACUUGGAAAACUGAAGCCUAAUAUUGUACUGCUGGGGUAUAAAUCUGACUGGAGAACUUGUGAACACAAUGAGUUGACUAUGUAUUUUAGUGUAAUGCAUAAGGCUCUUGAUCUGAACCUUGCUGUUGCUAUUCUUCGAGUUCAGGAAGGACUGGAUUACUCAAAGGUCAUUGCAGACGAACUGGACAGUUGUGAUUUAAAUGGACUUGGAGAUUCUAUAAGUCCUAUCAAGUUGGCUUUUAAAGAUUUGCAACGGGAGCAGAGUUUCUCAGAAAUAUCUCAAGCCAGUAGCUGCAGUGAGCUUUCUUCCCCUUCUGAUCCUGUCACCCCUAAGGUCAAGCCCAAACGACAGUCUGAUCUCCGAAAAUUCAGACGGGAUCCAAAACAUGAUUUUUACAGAGGGAUAAAUGGAACUGAUUUGUCAAAGAAUGUUCUUAAUAACUUGACACAAUUCCAAAGAAAACAAAAGAAGGGAACCAUAGAUGUUUGGUGGUUGUACGAUGAUGGUGGCCUCACGUUGUUGCUGCCAUAUAUAAUCUCGACACGCAGGAACUGGGCCGAUUGCAAACUCAGAGUGUUCACAAUCGCUAAUAAGAAAGAUGAGCUUCAGUUUGAGCAGAGAAACAUGGCCAGCCUCCUGGCGAAGUUUAGAAUUGAUUACUCAGACCUGAAAGUUAUACCAGACAUCACAAAAAAACCCCGUGAAGAAACUGUCUCAUACUUUGAAGACCUUAUUCGAGAUAUAAAGAUUGCAGAUGAUUGUAAAGGUUCAACAUCAAUAAGUGAGUCUGAGCUGCUUGGGAUGAAGGACAAGACGAAUCGCCAUCUUCGACUCAGAGAACUUCUUCUUGAGAAUUCAUCCACUGCAAACUUAAUUGUCAUGACACUACCAAUACCCACAAAAGAGGUUUUGACGGCAACAUUGUACAUGGCUUGGCUGGAGACACUCAGCAAAGACAUGCCUCCAUUUCUACUAGUAAGAGGCAAUCAACAGUCAGUGCUCACCUUCUACUCCUAGGUUCAUCCUCUCACUGCUGUCUUCUGGAAGGUCUCCAUUCAAACGCAUAUAAUGUAAAAGUUGUGGAUAAAAUUCUUUAUAUCUAAUUUUAAUAACAAAUAAUCAGGCACCAAAAAUUGAUUUUCAAAAACAUAAACAGUAUCUAAUAAAGAGCAUACAUAAUUCAUAUAAAGUUUUAAUGAAUUAAAGUGUAAAAUUAUGGUUCAGGAUUUACAAAUGUGGACUUCUGUAUUGAUUGUAACUAAUCAACUUGUUUCAAUAUGAGGUGAGUUUGUGAUAUUAUUAUGUUUUAAUGUUAACAUAAAAAGCUUGAAGUACAAAGUUUGCUUGCAAACAGGGUAUUAUAUUUUUAUCAUGUAUACUGAUAUUAAAAUAAUGAAAGUGAACUAAGGUAAAAGGAUCGACUGUAAAUCUUCUUGUAAAAGAGUCUGAAGGAUGAGAGUAAUAUUAGAAAUGGGAGCAAAAGUUAGAUAAUUAUUUUUAUAGGAAUAUUUUGAAUAAAUAAUUAUUAUUGGA
This is a messenger RNA of Homalodisca vitripennis (glassy-winged sharpshooter), 4382 nucleotides long. RefSeq names its product bumetanide-sensitive sodium-(potassium)-chloride cotransporter-like. The transcript is spliced from 25 exons. Gene Ontology annotation, molecular function: sodium:potassium:chloride symporter activity. Lineage: Eukaryota; Metazoa; Arthropoda; Insecta; Hemiptera; Cicadellidae. The record is from RefSeq and is a predicted model, not a curated record. Gene Ontology annotation, cellular component: membrane. Bases 51 to 3866 code for a protein of 1271 amino acids. Gene Ontology annotation, biological process: sodium ion homeostasis; potassium ion import across plasma membrane; sodium ion transmembrane transport.